AUGCAAGUGAUCAUCAGUGAUGAGCGGCGAAUUUUUCUUUCGUUCUUGCUUUUUGGACUUAUAAACAACAUUCUCUAUGUGGUGAUUCUUUCUGCUGCCAUAGACCUAGUUGGCUCCUCUACUCCUAAAGCCGUGGUGCUCUUGGCUGACAUUGUCCCCGCGUUUUUGAUCAAGGUGGUGGCCCCAUUUGUUAUCCAUUUGGUGGCAUAUAAGGCUCGAUUAUGGUGCUUGGUGGCGCUAUCUGUGGUUGGAAUGCUUAUUGUGAGCACUGGCUCGGGCGCCAAUGCGGGAUCUGUGGGAUUCACUGUGUUUGGCAUAUGUCUUGCGCUGGCAUCAGCUGGUCUCGGAGAAAUAACGUUUUUACUGUUGACACAUUUCUAUAACGAGAAAUACUCAAUUGGUGGCUUUUCCACUGGAACCGGCGCAGCUGGCUUGUUGGGAAGCUUUGUGUUCAUGGUAAUGACCAACACUUUGCUGAUCUCUGUCCGCUUAGUGCUCAUUCUCUUUGCGGUGGUGCCCCUCGGUUUUUUGUUUGCGUACUUCGUUCUUCUUCCCAGUCUGAUCAUGGCGAAGGAUGUCGUCGACUACGAGAGGCUCGAAACUACCCCAAAUGAUUCGCAGCAAGAAAAUGUGAUCCCAUCUACGUUCUUGGUCGAACCACGAGAAACUAAUUUUAUUGCACAUAUCUGGAAAACAGUCGAUGAUAUCAAGCCUCUUGUCAUUCCUUUCAUGAUCCCAUUGUGUUCGGUUUAUAUAUCCGAGUACGUCAUUAACCAAGGUGUGUCACCUACACUUUUGUUCCCCAUUGAAGACUUGCCCAAAUGGCUCUUUUCUUCCUACCGUGACAUCUACGUUGUUUACGGGUUUCUUUAUCAAUUGGGUGUGUUCAUAUCUCGCUCAUCGACAAUUUGGGGUUUCCGCUUCAAGCAUCUUUACUUACUUUCGAUUCUUCAGUUUGCCAACUUGCUACUUACGGUGGUGCAAUCGUUGUACGAUCUUCCAUUCACAAGCAUAUGGCCACUUCUAGUUCUUAUUUUCUAUGAGGGUCUACUAGGUGGCUGCCUGUACGUUAACACGUUCAUGUCAGUUAGCGAACAGGUUCCAAUACAAAGACGUGAAUUUAGCAUGGGCUGUGUCGGAGUCAGUGACAGCUUUGGCAUUGUCAUUGCGGGAAUCAUUAAUAUGGGCUUGGAAUUGAAGUUGUGUGAUUUACAGGUCGAAAGAGGUAGGGAGUGGUGCCGCAGUGGAUAA
Molecule: messenger RNA, 1251 nt
Organism: Meyerozyma guilliermondii ATCC 6260
Lineage: Eukaryota; Fungi; Ascomycota; Pichiomycetes; Serinales; Debaryomycetaceae
Product: amino acid transporter
Exons: 1
Coding region: 1-1251 (416 amino acids)
Biological process (GO): regulation of intracellular pH
Cellular component (GO): membrane; vacuole
Source: RefSeq, a predicted model, not a curated record